Molecule: messenger RNA, 12503 nt
Organism: Ruditapes philippinarum (Manila clam)
Lineage: Eukaryota; Metazoa; Mollusca; Bivalvia; Venerida; Veneridae
Product: fibrillin-2-like
Exons: 77
Coding region: 1-11271 (3756 amino acids)
Biological process (GO): cell-matrix adhesion
Molecular function (GO): calcium ion binding
Source: RefSeq, a predicted model, not a curated record
AUGGAUAUAGACGAAUGCACUGCAAAUACUGACAACUGUGACGAUACAAAUGGCAUAUGCACGAAUACUGCAGGAUCAUUUACUUGUUCGUGUAACGAUGGAUAUGAACUUGAUGCUGAUGGUUUUACAUGUACAGAUAUAGAUGAAUGCACUGCAAAUACUGACAACUGUGACGAUACAAAUGGCGUUUGCACGAACACUGCAGGAUCAUUUACUUGUUCGUGUAACACUGGAUACGAACUUGAUGCUGAUGGUUUUACAUGUACAGAUAUAGACGAAUGCACUGCAAAUACUGACAACUGUGACGAUACAAAUGGCAUAUGCACGAAUACUGCAGGAUCAUUUACUUGUUCGUGUAACGCUGGAUAUGAACUUGAUGCUGAUGGUUUUACAUGUACAGAUAUAGACGAAUGCACUGCAAAUACUGACAACUGUGACGAUACAAAUGGCGUUUGUACGAACACUGCAGGAUCAUUUACUUGUUCGUGUAACACUGGAUACGAACUUGAUGCUGAUGGUUUUACAUGUACAGAUAUAGACGAAUGCACUGCGAAUACUGACAACUGUGAUGAUACAAAUGGCAUAUGCACGAAUACUGCAGGAUCAUUUACUUGUUCGUGUAACGCUGGAUAUGAACUUGAUGCUGAUGGUUUUACAUGUACAGAUAUAGACGAAUGCACUGCAAAUACUGACAACUGUGACGAUACAAAUGGCAUAUGCACGAAUACUGCAGGAUCAUUUACUUGUUCGUGUAACGCUGGAUAUGAACUUGAUGCUGAUGGUUUUACAUGUACAGAUAUAGACGAAUGUACUGCAAAUACUGACAACUGUGACGAUACAAAUGGCAUAUGCACGAAUACUGCAGGAUCAUUUACUUGUUCGUGUAACGCUGGAUACGAACUUGAUGCUGAUGGUUUUACAUGUACAGAUAUAGACGAAUGCACUGCAAAUACUGACAACUGUGACGAUACAAAUGGCAUAUGCACGAAUACUGCAGGAUCAUUUACUUGUUCGUGUAACGCUGGAUAUGAACUUGAUGCUGAUGGUUUUACAUGUACAGAUAUAGACGAAUGCACUGCGAAUACUGACAACUGUGACGAUACAAAUGGCAUAUGCACGAAUACUGCAGGAUCAUUUACUUGUUCGUGUAACGCUGGAUAUGAACUUGAUGCUGAUGGUUUUACAUGUACAGAUAUAGAUGAAUGCACUGCAAAUACUGACAACUGUGACGAUACAAAUGGCGUUUGUACGAACACUGCAGGAUCAUUUACUUGUUCGUGUAACACUGGAUACGAACUUGAUGCUGAUGGUUUUACAUGUACAGAUAUAGACGAAUGCACUGCGAAUACUGACAACUGUGAUGAUACAAAUGGCAUAUGCACGAAUACAGCAGGAUCAUUUACUUGUUCGUGUAACGCUGGAUAUGAACUUGAUGCUGAUGGUUUUACAUGUACAGAUAUAGACGAAUGCACUGCAAAUACUGACAACUGUGACGAUACAAAUGGCAUAUGCACGAAUACUGCAGGAUCAUUUACUUGUUCGUGUAACGCUGGAUUUGAACUUGAUGCUGAUGGUUUUACAUGUACAGAUAUAGACGAAUGCACUGCAAAUACUGACAACUGUGACGAUACAAAUGGCGCUUGCACGAACACUGCAGGAUCAUUUACUUGUUCGUGUAACGUUGGAUACGAACUUGAUGCUGAUGGUUUUACAUGUACAGAUAUAGACGAAUGCACUGCGAAUACUGACAACUGUGACGAUACGAAUGGCAUUUGCACGAACACUGUGGGAUCAUUUACUUGUUCGUGUAACGCUGGAUAUGAACUUGAUGUUGAUGGUUUUACAUGUACAGAUAUAGACGAAUGCAGUGCAAAUACUGACAACUGUGACGAUACAAAUGGUGGAUGCACAAAUACUGCAGGAUCAUUUACUUGUUCGUGUAACGCUGGAUAUAAACUUGAAGCUGAUGGUUUUACAUGUACAGAUAUAGAUGAAUGCACUGCAAAUACUGACAACUGUGACGAUACAAAUGGCGUUUGCACGAACACUGCAGGAUCAUUUACUUGUUCGUGUAACGCUGGAUAUGAACUUGAUGUUGAUGGUUUUACAUGUACAGAUAUAGACGAAUGCACUGCGAAUACUGACAACUGUGACGAUACAAAUGGCGUUUGUACAAACACUGCAGGAUCAUUUACUUGUUCCUGUAACACUGGAUACGAACUUGAUGCUGAUGGUUUUACAUGUACAGAUAUAGACGAAUGCACUGCAAAUACUGACAACUGUGGCGAUACAAAUGGCGUUUGCACGAACACAGCAGGAUCAUUUACUUGUUCGUGUGACUCUGGGUACGAGCUUGAUGCUGAUGGUUUUACAUGUACAGAUAUAGACGAAUGCACUGCGAAUACUGACAACUGUGACGAUACGAAUGGCGUUUGCACGAAUACUGCAGGAUCAUUUACUUGUUCGUGUAACGCAGGAUACGAACUUGAUGCUGAUGAUUUUACAUGUACAGAUAUAGACGAAUGCACUGCAAAUACUGACAACUGUGACGAUACAAAUGGCAUAUGCACGAAUACUGCAGGAUCAUUUACUUGUUCGUGUAACACUGGAUACGAACUUGAUGCUGAUGGUUUUACAUAUAUAGAUGAAUGUACUGCAGAUACUGACAACUGUGACGAUACAAAUGGCGUUUGCACAAAUACUGCAGGAUCAUUUACUUGUUCGUGUAACACUGGAUACGAACUUGAUGCUGAUGGUUUUACAUGUACAGAUAUUAGACGAAUGCACCUGCAAAUUACUGACAAUUGUGACGGAUACAAAUGGCGCUUGGCAACGAACACUGCAGGAUCAUUUACUUGUUCCUGUACACUGGAUACGAAACUUGAUGCUGAUGGUUUUACAUGUACAGAUAAAGACGAAUGCACUGCAAAUACUGACAACUGUGGCGAUACAAAUGGCGUUUGCACGAACACAGCAGGAUCAUUUACUUGUUCGUGUGACUCUGGGUACGAACUUGAUGCUGAUGGUUUUACAUGCACAGAUAUAGACGAAUGCACUGCAAAUACUGACAACUGUGAUGAUACAAAUGGCGUUUGCACAAACACUGCAGGAUCAUUUACUUGUUCGUGUAAAACUGGAUACGAACUUGAUGCUGAUGGUUUUACAUGUACAGAUAAAGAUGAAUGUACUGCAAACACUGACAACUGUGACGAUACAAAUGGCGUAUGCACAAACACUGCAGGAUCAUUUACUUGUUCGUGUAACACUGGAUACGAACUUGAUGCUGAUGGUUUUACAUGUACAGAUUUGGACGAAUGCACUGCAAAUACUGACAACUGUGACGAUACAAAUGGCGUAUGCACGAACACUGCGGGAUCAUUUACUUGUUCGUGUAACGCUGGAUACGAACUGGAAGCUGAUGGUUUUACAUGUACAGAUAUAGACGAAUGCACUGCAAAUACUGACAACUGUGACGAUACAAAUGGCGGAUGCACGAAUACUGUAGGAUCAUUUACUUGUUCGUGUAACACUGGAUACGAACUUGAUGCUGAUGGUUUUACAUGUACAGAUAUAGAUGAAUGCACUGCAAAUACUGACAACUGUGACGAUACAAAUGGCGUUUGCACGAACACUGCAGGAUCAUUUACUUGUUCGUGUAACGCUGGAUACGAACUUGAUGCUAAUGGUUUUACAUGUACAGCUACGUGUACCAAUGGUCCAUGUCAAAAUGGUGCGGCUUGUACCGUCGACAAUAAUCAACAUGUUUGUUCUUGCCUACCUGGAUAUGCCGGAGCCUUUUGCCAAACAGCUGCCUGUUCGAAUACACCUUGUCAGAAUGAUGGACAAUGUACCGUAACAGACAACAAAAUUAUCUGUACAUGUACCACAGGAUUUCAGGGAGAUUAUUGCCAAACAAAAAUAGCAACAUUACCGCUAGCAUAUGGUGCCGGUACAGGCCAAACACAGAUUACCUAUCCGAACAAAAAAGAUUGGUGUGAAAUGAUCAAUGACUUCGAAUGUCCAGUUAAAGUUGAUGACGUAUACAGAGACAAAUUUUAUAUAUGUGAAAAUGGUAUCGUUACCUUUAAUAACAAAUACAAGAAAAAUUCCGUUCCAUCAUCCGAUCAAGAAAGAACCAAAUUUAGAAGCAGAGAUAUAGUAGCUCCUUACUUUUCGAACAUUGAUGCCAGAACAGUUGGUGGCAUUUGGUACCGUCUAUAUAAUAAAGCCGAGUUAGCAAGUGACACUACAGUCAAUACCGAGAUAUCUGCCAUUCUUAAUGACGCAGGGUAUGGGUCGAUGGAUGUGUACUUUCUUCUCAUGGUCACGUGGGCUGAUGUAAAGGAAUACAAUGAGGCAGACGAUGCGACGUCCAGCUUCCAACUUAUAAUACUCUCCGAUGGAAAACAAAACACACUAGCUUUCUUCGCAUACCUUGACGGAAAAAUGAAUUUUGCAACAGAUGAAAACCAAAUUGGAUUUGCGUUUACUAACCAAGCCACAUCGUUAUCAAUCCGAGUAGAUGAACCAGUGGCGAGUUACACAAAUCUAGGACGCAGUGGCUUCGUGAUGUUUUCGUUAAACACUGGUUCGGAUACGACGAUUUCGGAUUGCUUUACAUGUAAGCAAUGGAUAGAAGAAGAAACAGAGUCAGUAGGAAAUUUAGUCACAAAUUGGAACAAUGUUCCUGCUUGUCCCUGUGAUAAAAAUACAAUACCAGCUGCCGGGUUUUUUGAGGAAAUAUCGGAUUCAUCAGCUACUAUUGACAUAUACAGCAUCAAGUCAAAUGAGGACUACAACUUUCAAGGAUCGACAUGUACCUACGAGUCAAGUGCAUUCAUAUCUUCCGGUGACAACGUUGGCUUUAGAACAGAAUACAAUUCGUUAACGUCGGACAAUACUGAUUAUUAUAAUGCAGAGGUUGCUAUGCGGACAAAAUGUUGCAAUGUCGGGCUAUGCAACGACUUCCACGUCGUGCGCCCGAGAAACACUAACUGCUCGACAACAGCUGGUGUCCUAGUCGGUGGUGGAACCGGUGAUCCACAUAUAACCACCCCUGAUGGAAAAUCCUUCACAUUCAAUGGCGAAGCUGAAUAUACAAUGUUGUCUGUACAAAAGGAAGGAGUAGACUUUGUUUUACAAGCAAGAACAUCUCCAUUCCUUAGUGAUGAUGGAAAAUCUGUUGGUGCCACUGUUUUCACGGCGUUCGCUGCUAAAGACAAAUUCGGCAAAUCUCGAUGCAAUAUUGAACUCAACAAGAACACAGAUGCGGGAAUGGAUAUCAGAGUGAAUGGUAAAUCCUUCACCUCUAAAUUUGCAACAGAGUCGACAUUUUCGGCGUCGGAAGGAGCUGUUUCGUUGGAUAAACGAAAUGGUGCUUUAACGAUUAGCUUUCCGAAGUUAGGAAUUAGCUUCACUGUGGAAGUGAAGCUUAAGAAAUUGCUCACAAUUUCCGUGGCAGUUCCAGAAAUUUAUAAAGGUCUACCGAAGGGACUUAUGGGAAAUGCGAACAGUGACCCUGCCGAUGACUUUACUUAUCCAAACGGAACUGUUCUACCUACCAGUGCUACAGAAAGAGAAAUAUUUAGCUACGGACAAACUUGGAUGAUAACCAGCAGUGACGAGUCAGUGUUUGAAUAUCCGCCCGGUGGAAGUUUUCUAGAUUUUCAGAACUUAAAUCCCACGGUUAAUUUCCUUGACGAAGCUGACCAAGCAUUAGUUACUGAGGCUACGACCUUCUGUGGAGAAGCCAACAUUCCUUGUAUAUUUGAUAAAGUUUUCACCGGAAGUGACGCGGUAGCAGAAGACACGAAAGUUGUAAGUAAGGAGCAAGAAGAUACUCAGAAGCUUCUUGAAAAUGUGGCCCCUUCACUAAACCUUGAAGUAACAACUACCGGAAGAUUACAAGUAGAAAAGGACAAAGAGGUAAAUGUUGGUGUAAUUGGAGCAGACGACGGUGAUAUUACCUUCAAAUUUAUCAGCGGUGACAACGUAGCUACGUUAUCAGAUGGUAGUACAGAUAAGUCGAAGAUUGUAAAAGUACUUUUCACAGACGUAACACCGAGCACAAUAAGCUUGGUAGCCACCGAUAGUUUUGGAGUCCAGUCACCAUUGCUCGUACUCGAUGUGAUACUGUGCACGGGCUGUAGCGGUAAUGGACAAUGUGAUUACAGUAAAACAAGGACCUUAAUCUCAGCAACAGGAGGUUUCAACCUAGCUCAAUGCACGUGCGAUGACUAUCACGAGGGAGAUGACUGCGAAAGAGACCUUAAUGGUUGCGAAGGCGACCCUUGUUCACUCGACCGUGAAUGUACAGAUGUUAUCGCUGCUACACACGAGUCGACCGGAAAUGCUUUCACGUGCGGUGCAUGUCCGACUGGUUACACUACAAGUGACCAAGAUUGCAUAGAUAUUAAUGAAUGUACUGGUGGUUCAAACCCGUGCAGUGAUAUUUGUGAGAAUACCAUAGGAAGUUAUGUCUGUAAAUGUAAUGAGGGCAGACGUGCAAAGGAUGCUACAACAUGUAUAGAUAUCAACGAAUGUGAAGAAGCGACGAGUAAUUGUGAGCAAAUUUGUACAAACACAGACCCAGGUUUCACGUGCAGCUGUAAUGAUGGUUAUAACUACGAUGCUUCUGCAAACACGUGCACUUUAUCUGACGCUGCGUUAUGUGCCACUUCAGGAUGUUCCACUGGAAAUGGUGGAUGUCUUGUGGAAAAUGGCGACACUAAAUGUUUCUGUAACAAAGGGUACAAGCUUGGAGAAGACGGGAAAGCUUGUGAAGAUAUCAAUGAAUGCGAUCAGAAUGUUUGUUCCGGCACGUGCGAAAAUACGGAAGGGUCCUACACGUGUGGAUGUUACACAGGUUUUAUACUGAAUGCUGAUAAAACCACGUGUUCAGCAUGUUCAUCCGGAUUUUGGGGAGAGAACUGUGGUCAGUCAUGUACAUGCAGCAGUCUAGGCUCAUCAAAAUGUGACAAUGUUAAAGGAUGUAUUUGUAAGACUGGAUGGGAAGGAACGGACUGCACUGUUAAUGUUAACGAAUGUCUCGUGGCUAACAUAUGUAAUGAUGAUUAUAAAACUUGUGUGGAUACACCAGGCUCCUAUAGAUGUGAUUGUAUACAACAUUAUCAGUUGAAUACGACAACUAACAAAUGUGAUGAUGUAAACGAAUGUCUAAAUGCUGACUUAAACACAUGUCAACAAAAAUGUACGAACACAGAUGGCGGAUUCUUCUGUGAAUGUAACGAAGGAUACAAGAAAGAUUCAACUGACGCCACCAAAUGUGUUGACGUGAAUGAGUGUGAGAUAGGAAACACAGGGUGCGAGCAAACAUGUGAAAAUUCCGUCGGAUCUUACAGUUGUCUCUGUUAUUUUGGAUAUUCUCUGAACACAGACCAAAAAAAGUGCACACAACUUUCGGCUGACACAGUGUGCUCGAACCAGGGUCUGAAUUGUAGCGGUUACUGUCAGGUUGGUACGGCAACUGCCCAGUGCGCAUGUCCAGCAGGCUCAGUGCUUGCCGCAGACGACAAGCAGUCAUGCUUGGAUAUAAAUGAAUGCGAAGAUAGUAACCUGAACAAGUGUGAAUAUCCAGACACGUGUAAAAAUGUAAAUGGCGGUUACACGUGUACGUGUCCAACUGGUCAAUUUCUGGAAAGCGACGGAAUCACGUGUACAGUUUGUGACGCGUUUCAUUACGGAGAAAACUGCUUACAAGAGUGUAAAUGUGGGGUCGGGGCAGCUAGGUGUGAUCCUAUAACAGGUUGUGUAUGUAAAGAUGGUUGGACCGGUGAAAAGUGUGAUUUAGACAGGAAUGAAUGUGACGCAGCAACUAGCCCGUGCACACGUGCCAAUACUGUGUGUACUAACACGCCCGGCAGUUUUACCUGCCCCUGUAAGGAUGGAUAUUUCAAUAAUACGAACGGCCAAUGUGAAGACACAGACGAGUGCAACAAUCCUCAGCUGAACACGUGCGCUCAAAUAUGUGACAACCACCCUGGAAGUUUCACGUGCAGUUGUAGAGAUGGUUAUACCAAAAAUGGCAACGCCUGUGACGAUAUUGACGAAUGUACCGGAAUCAAUGACUGUAGUCAAAUAUGUAACAACUUUGAGGGCAGUUACAAAUGUUCUUGUAACCCUGGAUAUAUACUGAGUGAAGAGGACCAGAAAACAUGCACAGUGCAAUCUGAGUGUGAUGCGGCAAACAGUUGCGGCGCUAACACCGACUGCUUACUCGAACAAAGUCAAGAGUCAUGUCCCUGCAAAAAGGGAUUUGAAAAGGCAAACGAGGCUGAUAAAACUUGUACAGAUAUUGAUGAAUGUAGCCCAACAAAUCCAUGUGUUAACGGAAAUUGUAACAACAACGACGGCGGGUUUACAUGUACUUGUUCCAGAGGUUUCAAACUGGCCAAUGAUCUUAUCACGUGCACACCAUGUGAGUUAGGAUCGUUUGGUGUUAACUGUGGCGAGACUUGUGCAUGCAAAGAAAGCAACACGGACACGUGUAAUGCUGAUACAGGUGCAUGCACGUGUAAAACUGGAUGGACAGGAAGUGACUGUGGCACUGAUAUUGAUGAAUGCACAGAUAAUACAAAUCCUCAUAAUUGUCCUGAAAACUCUGACUGUAUAGACACUGAAGGCUCGUUUGUUUGUGACUGUGUUGAUGGGUUCUUCAAAAAUAUUGAGAACAAAUGUGAAGUGUGCGACUCCAAGCAUUUUGGAAAGAAUUGUGUCCAAGUAUGUACCUGUAAUUUUGCCAAUACCGAGACUUGUGACUCACAAACUGGAUCGUGCGCCUGCAUGACGGGCUGGAAGGGCGACACGUGUUCUGAUGACGUGAACGAAUGCUCAACGACAAACCCGUGCACGGAAACACAUAAAACUCAAUGUAGUAAUAGUGUCGGUUCUUUCACGUGUCAAUGUGAUUCCGGAUUUGAGUUAGAUGAGAACGACAACUGUGUUGACACCAAUGAAUGUCAAAGAGGUACAAGUAACUGCAAUCAAAAAUGUACAAAUACAGAAGGAAGCUUUACUUGUUCAUGUGAUAUUGGAUACAGUGGAACCGGAAAUGAGUGUACAAAAUGUUCGGUUGAUAAGUGGGGUGAACAAUGUGCCACAGAUUGCAAUUGUAACGCCGAUAAUUCUGAACGAUGUGAUCAUGUGACUGGAUGUAUUUGUGCUCCCGGUUGGCAAGGAGUCACGUGUACCGAUGAUAUUAACGAAUGCGAAACAGGAACAAAUAACUGCCCAGCAAACUCUAUUUGUACAAAUACAAUUGGAAGUCAUACAUGUGCAUGUAAACCUGGAUACGAAGUCACUCUUGGAGGAUGUGAAGCCUGUGAUUCUACCCACUAUGGAUCAGACUGCACUCAGGAAUGCACGUGCAAAGUAGAGAAUACUGAAUCAUGUAACUCUAUUGAUGGCGUGUGCACGUGUAAAACGGGAUGGAAAGGUGAAAACUGUUCAGUUGACAUCGACGAGUGCACGGAGGGUACGAACCCGUGUACGGAUGCGCACAAGACGCGGUGUGAGAACGCAGACGGGUCCUACAUGUGCUUGUGUGACGCAGGCUACGAGCUUAUCAACGACGUUUGUACAGAAAUUAAGGAAUGUGAAGGAAACCCUUGCGAGAAUGGCGCCACGUGCGUUGAUCUGAUACCUGGCUAUAACUGUACAUGUGUGGAUGGUUAUACAGGGACAAACUGUGAAACAGAUAUUGACGAAUGUGAGCCGGGACCGUGCAAGAACGGAGCAACGUGCAAGAAUGAAAUCAAUAAAUACAGCUGCACAUGCGCGGACGGAUAUACUGGAACUGACUGUGAAAAUGAAUGUGAAACGGGAAAAUGGGGACCUGCCUGUGCCAACACAUGUAAUUGUAACGACACUUCGUCAACCGGAUGUAGUAUCGUGACGGGUUGUCUAUGUAAGGACGGUUUUGAGGGCGCCACAUGUGCAGAUAUUAACGAGUGCUCAACUGGAACACACAGUUGUCCUGAACACGCCACGUGUACAAAUACAGCUGGGGGACAUGUAUGUGCCUGUAAUACCGGAUAUAAAACAGCAUUAAGUCGGUGUGAAGAAUGCACGGGUAACACAUUUGGAAAUGAAUGUAGCUCAUCUUGUGACUGUGCACAGGGCCAUACUGUCAGUACCACACAGCAAUGCGACCGUGUAAAUGGCACGUGCUAUUGUUUAGCCACGUGGGAAGGAACGCGGUGCGAGACUGAUAUUGACGAAUGCACAUUAGGAACGCAUAAUUGUAACAAGAGUAACGAAGGGUGCAGCAACAUCGAUGGUGGUUUCACAUGUUCCUGUAAAGUAGGUUUUGCAAGAAACAGCAGCGGAAUUUGUGUUACAGAUAAUACACCGACCCCAACAACAAUAGCUACACCAGCUGGACGUCAGAAGAUAAAUACAGUAUUGACACUGCCCAUCACUGUGGAUACAGGUGUUGAUUUUGAACUGACACAUACAAAGCAAAGAUAUUAUGAUGAAAUCCAUGACAGGCUGCUAGUCAUUUACAGAAACAGUGUUCAAACAGGAACCGUUAUCAUAAUAGUCAUCAAUAGUAUAACAAAUGGCAGUCUUAUUGUGGAUUAUGACGUCACUGUUCCAACGGACGCUGUGGCAGGUGUCGCUGCAGCUAAUGCUAAAUUAGCCAGCGGUCAGGAAACGGUGCAGGUCUUUGAUUAUAAUGCUACUGCUAGUGGUUUAACGGUUAACAAUGUUUCCUUGCCAACAGGGGGACAAUUUUCGGACACUUUAACUUGUCAGGCUUAUGAAGCAGCGGUAGGAAAAUGUUCGUAUAAAUGUGUUGUAACGAACGGCAACCCAUCUUGCGAAUCCAAAGACGACACAGAUCAUUUACCACUGAUCCUAGGUCUAGGUAUUGGUAUACCAAUGUUCUUCAUUAUUGUGGCGAUAAUUGUGUUAUGUAUAGUCUACCUUCAUUUACGAAAACAACGACGCUCUUCUGAAGAUGACAGAAGCUACGACGAGAAAUCCAGUGUAUUUGAUCAGAUACCUGUUCGUAUAAACACGGGUGUAAGAUCAGGACCGCUAAGUGGUAGCCAGGAACGCCCGGCGUAUGUGCAAUAUGCAGAUUAUUCUAUCGACAACGGGCAACGUUAUUACGAAUAUGACAAUGGUCCGGGUAGAGACACAAACUUUUCAUGGGAUUAUCUUUUCCGUCAACUGAGCCCGGGAGCACCCUAUAAAAUAAAGCGGCCAACUUUGGAACCAGGAUCACGUCGCUAUGAGGAGGAUUAAAGAUCAUUAUAUAACAAUAUAAACGUUUCGUGAUUUGUGUAGAAUUAAGCAUCGUGUGUCAGACUUAUUUUUCCCGCCAAGACUUGACCAAAUUUAACGACGUUGGGCAUUUAAAACAAGUUUAAUUUUAAAAAAUAAAUUUGAUGAUAGAUGAACAAUCGCGAUGACCAUGACACCUAAAUGAUAAAAUUAGAACGCAGUUAACUGUUUUAUCAACAAAUAAACGUUAUCAAUUAGAGCUAAAUAUCUCUUUAAUCUCCUAAUUUCUAAUAGGGAAGUAAAAUUUUUCCUGGAUUUUUUUUAAGAAACCAUAUCAAAUAUAUAUCAAUUGCUCAAAUUUGUUUUCAUUUUUUAUAGUUUAGUAACAGUUAUUGAUAAAUUUAAGUACAUUUAAGAGUUUUUCUUUUAUGAAAAAAAAAUUGUUGCAAUAUAAAAGUGUUCGGUUACCGCCAUUUAAACAAUAUUUUUAUAUUUAGAGUACUGUACAUAGAUGUAUAUAUACAUAUAUUGUUAUAUGUCAUAAAAACAUUACGCUUAGUUUUAACAUUUUGAAACCCAAAUUAGAUUUAAAAAACAUAUAUCUGUAUAGAGUAAUUACACUUAAUUUUUAGCAGUAUUAAAUACAACAAAUUAUUACACUUCGUAUUAGCAACUAUAAUUCAAUACAAAUACGAGUCACUGCACUUAGUUUUAUAGAAUUAUUACAUGUAGUUUUAGCAUUAAGAAAUUCAGUAAGUGUCCCCGCACUAAAGUUUUAUGGAAUCAUUAUAUUUAGUUUUGGCAAUAGCAAAUACGAUACAUUAAUUCUUUUCAGUUUAAUAGAAUCAUAACAUUUGCUUUUUAGCAUCCAGAAAUUCAGUAACGGUCACAGCAGAGUAAAAAUAUUUAGGUUAAUGAAUAUUAAAUACAAAAAAAUUAUUACACUUCGUAUUAGUCGUAUGACUAAGUUUUAUAGAGCCAACAUCGAGAAAUUAUAUGGCAGUCAUUACACUAGCGUCACCUUGAUGGCCUUAGUUCUCAUUUUAUUUUAGUUUAAUUACACUUAGUAAUAGCAUCAAGAAAUCCAUCAAGAGCUACGCAUUUAGUUUUAGCAUCAUAAAGUUCAGUUAGUUUCAUAUUAUUGACAAUCAUAUAAUUCCAAAUCAGCAUCAUCUUUUUUUCAAAUCUAUUUACAAGUUAUAUUUUAUAUUGUACUAUUAUACUAUUUUAAUAAAGUUUAUAUAUACAUUUAA